AUGCACUUUUCAACAAUCAUUUCUGCUUCUGCCUUUGCUGGUCUGGCGACUGCUUCUCCGUCGUUCUUUCGAAGAAAUCCUCCUGCUGAGGAGGCUGCUCCGGUGGCAUGCGAGCCUGUUACUGUUCAUGAGACCGUGCAUGAGACUGUGCAUGUGACGAUACCUGGGGAGGUAGUCCAUGAGACGGUUCACGAGACUGUUCAUGUGACUGAGGUUGUACACCAGACGGAGACAGUGCAUGCGACCGUGACGGAGGUCCAGCAUGUUCCUGUCGAGAAACCAGUCACAGUUAUCGAGACUUCAAUCGUCCACCAAGAAGUCGAGAAGCCCGUUACAGUCAUCGAGACGGUUCACCAAACGAUCGAGCAACCCGUUACCGUGGUAGAGACUUCUGUUGUUCACCAAACAGUUGAGCUGCCCGUCACAGUUAUCCACACCCAGCCCGUCGAAGUCGAGGUCGAAAAGCCAGUCACAGUUGUUGAAACUGUCCACCAAACGAUUGAACAACCAGUUACAGUUGUCGAGACAUCUGUUGUACACCAGACCAUCGAGCAGCCCGUUACAGUGAUCCAUACACAGCCAGUCGAGGUCGAGAAGCCUGUUACAGUGGUAGAAACAUCAAUUGUUCAUCAGACCAUUGAGCAGCCAGUUACAGUCGUUCACACUGUACCUGUCGAGGUUGAGAAGCCCGUGACAGUCGUUGAGACCUCUGUCGUUCACCAGACGAUUGAGCAGCCUGUCACCGUCAUCCAUACACAGCCCGUGGAGGUCGAGAAGCUCGUCACAGUCAUCCACACUCAGCCAGUUGAGGUGCCAGUUCAGGUACCAGUUACAGUCAUUCAUACUCAACCCGUUGAAGUACCCGUUGAGAAGCCAGUGACUGUCAUUCAUACAUCCGUGGUUGAGAACACAGUUGUCCAUACUUCAGUGGUCGAAGUCGAAAAGCCAGUCCAGGUUGAAGUACCCGUCACAGUGGUGCAUACUCAGGUCGUUGAGAAACCCGUUCAGCAGAUCCAUACCGUUGAGGUAGAGAAGCCUGUUGAGGUUGUCCAUACUGUCGAGGUCGAGAAGCCUGUUGAGGUUGUCCAUACUGUCGAGGUCGAGAAGCCAGUGCAUGUUACUGUCAUCCAGACAGUCACCGAGCACGUCGCUGCUCCACCUACCGCUCAUCCUGUCGAAGCUCCCCAAGAGCAUCCUGUUGUCGUCAUCGAACAGCCCGCUCAUGAGGCACCGGCCCAUGAAGCACCACCACACGAGACAGUUGUCGUGGAAGUACCUGAACACGCACCAGCCGAGGAAGUUGCAGCGCCUCACGAGACUGUCGUAGCUGAGCAACCCGCUGCGCCUCCAGCUCACGAAUCACCGGUUGUCGUCGAACAUCCCGCUGCACCAGCCCCAGCACCACCAGCUCAUGAGACGCCCGUUGUCGUUGAGCACCCAGCAGCGCCAGUCGCGACGAUGGGCCACGAAGCGCCCGCUGCCGAACAUCCUGCCGCACCAAUAGCAACAAUGGGCCACGAGGCUCCUGUGGCUGAGCAUCCCGCCGCACCUCAGCCCGCGGAACCUCAUGAAGGCGCUGGAGAGAUGCCCAUCGCUGAAGCCGAAGCCCUGCAGCAUCCUGAUAUCCCAGUUCUUUUACCCUCGGGCGGAGUCUCGGGUAAGAACGCCACAGUGGCACCUACAUAUCCGGGACGUCGUGCCAUUGUUCGCAGGUGGUAG
This is a messenger RNA of Fusarium redolens, 1719 nucleotides long. RefSeq lists its product as uncharacterized. The transcript has a single exon. The record is from RefSeq and is a predicted model, not a curated record. Lineage: Eukaryota; Fungi; Ascomycota; Sordariomycetes; Hypocreales; Nectriaceae. Bases 1 to 1719 code for a protein of 572 amino acids.